Microsporum canis CBS 113480 is the source of this 1779-nucleotide messenger RNA. RefSeq lists its product as hypothetical. NCBI's taxonomy places the organism in Eukaryota, Fungi, Ascomycota, Eurotiomycetes, Onygenales, Arthrodermataceae. Bases 1 to 1779 code for a protein of 592 amino acids. The record is from RefSeq and is a predicted model, not a curated record. The transcript has 4 exons.
AUGUUCGAGACCCUUGCAAUAACGGCAGUUCAUUGGGCAUUUAGCGCCUUGCUCAUCGUCGACCGGUUGAUCGAACCCCAAACUACUGUCCAUUUUCUGGAAUUCUGCGUCUCUGGAAACUUGCCAAAUGGAGAGGUCACCAAGCUCCCUCUUCUAGGUGAAGAUGAGUUCCUGCAGUGGAAUAGGCCGUAUAAUGAAUGGGCUCCUGACCCAUAUAACCUCAGUGAAGACCUCAUGUCGCAAAUCUCGCUGAGAAUUGGCUCGACAGAGGACUUCAGUCGUCUGGAGGUUGUGGCAUACAAUGUUCAUUCAUGGAAAUCAACAUUUUGGGAAGACAUGGUUCCCAUAUCCCCUACUCAGUGGCAGACAAAAGGGCUGAAUAAACCUGAGAAUUUUGAUCUGGCUUGCGAGUAUCUUUCUGCUGCGAUAGCGGUAUUUGAAUACCUGAACGUUGAGAAAAUACAGAAAAAUUUGAAGGAGACGUAUAACCUCCUAUAUGACGAUUUCUCAUACUUUGACAAAGCGAUCAAUUCCCAGCGUUCCUCUGCUGGCAUUACAGAGACCAUCAGCAUGGCAGCCCUUUGGGAAGAAUAUAUCCGCACACACUAUCAAACCAUAACCACCCGGGCUCACUCGUGGGUUAUUUCUCAUAUCGAGGAGCUCAGGGGUCCCGUAUUACGCGAUCUAGCCAUGCAUAAACCGCCAUCUGAAGAAACAUACAGCCCGGAACAAUGGACACUAACCAACAAGCUACAUCUCUUAGCUGAGCUUACUGUCACGUCUGACUUUACCAUUUUGAUACCCAUGGAUGGAUAUAAGGGCUACUCGGCGCCGGAUUUAGUCGAAGACAUACGGAGCCCGUCCUUUGAUAUACGCCGCAAGGCGGCAGCGGCUACAGUCAAAUCGGACGGCAAACCCCGAAUCCAUACUUCAGACGUUGAACUGUCAGAUAGCUGCGCAGACUCUCAAGUUCGACAUAUGAUCCGAGGGAAUCCAGAGCCACUGCCUCCGCCAGCAUGGAUUAUGAGAAUACAAAAAUUGAUGGAUUCUGCCGAGAGCACAGAGGAAGAUCCGGAGCCUUAUAAGCCACCAAAGUUCACGAUGUAUAAGCUUGUCUAUGGCAAGACUGACGAGGAAUGGAACGCCUUUAUGCAGAAACUGGAAGCUGAUAUGAAUAACUGGGGUGACGGCAUCGAUGGAGCGAACCAAAUAAAGGGACUAUUGAAGCUAGAAUGGUUCGAUGGCGAGGAGCUUGGGAUACCAGAAGAUGAUGUAGAUGCUGCGGCGAAACACUUUGAAAAAAUGCGAGAAGCGGAAGACUUCAGCCAGCGCAAUCUACUAGAUUAUGACUUGCUGGUCAUAGACAGCGCCUCUUUCUCCUCAUACAUGACAGAUAAAUUCUCGAUGCCAUCGACGGACAAUUCGGGCCUACACCCUUCAGACUUCCAACCGUUUGUACUACAAGUCUCCUCCGAUUAUGAUCCUGAAGAUCCUGAUCUGCGCAAGGAUGAGCUACCGGGCUGGAAAGGCAGAAUGCGGGUAUUAGGCAGUCUUGUAUGGAGCGAUAUCUAUGCCUCUGCCUCUGAGCAGUCGUCUACACACAUGUGGAGAUGGGCAAUGGAUCAUCCGAACCAGGUGUAUACGGGCCGCACUGUGCCGAUGCAAGUCAAGGCUUGGGAAGAGUAUAAUUCUCUAUAUGCGAAGCUGUGGCGUGGCUCAAGGGAGUUUGCGAAAGACCUGUGGGAGAGAUGGGGGCUGAAUUCAGCUGAUGAGCUGUGA